UGAAAACAUAUUACAAAUAUUAAUAACACUAUUUUUACAAAUCUAGUUCAAUUAAAAUUUUUUAAGCUAAUAAUCUAAUUGUAUUUGUUUACAAAUAGUUGAGGGGCCAUUUAUCUCUUUUUUCUUUUUUCUUCAUUUUUUGUUAAAAAAAAAAAAGAAUACAAAUGGUCAAAUAGACAUGGGACUUUUUGUUAAAAAUGUAUAAAUAGUCGUACUUCAUUUACGAAGUGCCUUAAAUUUUUGGCGACAAAGCUUCCGGCGAAGAACCUCCCAAGCCACCAUAGACGAAUGCCAGUGACAAAGCUGUCACUGAAAAGAGCUUAGGCGAUGAAUUCUUAUCUCCUAUAUCAUUUGCUUUUUGGGGUUUUUUGAUUAGUUGAUUUCAAGAUUUUUCAGCCCCGACCGCUGAACGGAGAAACCAUGGCAUCUCGAACCUUGGCAAUCCAUCUUUUCAGGAAAGUCCGAACCAUCCAAUACGGGUCGCCCCGCCUCUUGCACCACGGGCCAGACACUGUGGAGGAGCUUCUCGAUAGGCACAUCGUCAAGGAGGAGAGGAAGAGUCUCAACGGCGACGAUAAUGAAAUUUUGACCCGCCAGCGGCUCACCAGCACUCGCCGCGAGGCACUUAGUCUCUACAGGGACAUCAUCCGGGCUACCCGGUUCUUCAUGUGGCCUGACUCCCGAGGCCUUCUUUGGCGUGAUAUUCUUAGAGAGAAUACCCGGAAGGAAUUCGAGGAGGCCCGAUCCGAAAGGGACCCGGAAGUUAUCACGCGUUUGCUGAUUGGGGGUCGCGACGCUCUGCAAUCUGCGCUUGAUAAACUUGUUGAGAAACAGAAGCAAGAGAUCCAGAAGCAACAAGGCAAUUCAAAAUCUUCUCCAAUUUUGUGGUAUUGAUAUUAUGGAUUUGGAGGGUAGGAAUUGAAAUCACUAACAUUGACAUUGCUUGCUUGCCAAUUUUUACUUGCUGGGAAUUGCCAAAUUGGUGUUGGAAGAUGGGAGGAAAUGCAUGUAGUCAUUUCCAUACUUUAUCCCCAGAAACAAAAUUGAUUCCUCCUCCCUUCCCUUUCUUUGAAUUACAUCUCCAUUUAUCUUACCAUUCCCAACAAGUUAAAGUAAUUCAAAGAAAAGCAUCAACUUAGAAUUUCCCAUGAAUGGAAUCUCAGAACAAGCAUGCUAUUUUAGGUUAUGACUCUCAUUGGAUUCAGACAGCAGGUAACUCGGGUCAGGGUCAAGUUUAUUGAUCUCGAGAACAGAUUUAUUAAGAGGAUAUGGGGAAUGUGAGGGGAUCAAUGAGAGAGGUUGAUCAUUUAUGUCCUCAUUUUGCUUGAGUUUGAGUCAGAGGCCUGGAGAUUGUAGUGAUGCCAAUGGCUUUAUCUCUCGAAGCCCAUUCGAGGGUUUGAAUACUUUCGAUGCUUUAAUAGCAUUUUUUAAUGUAAUUGUAAUUAGUUUCAUAUGUUGCUUUGAUUAAAUGAGUUAUAAUUGUUUUCUUAUUAGUUUGGACAAGUGUUUAAAGUGUUGGUACUAAAUUGAAUGGGAUUGUUAUGUGAUUUUCUUGCAA
Molecule: messenger RNA, 1558 nt
Organism: Ipomoea triloba (trilobed morning glory)
Lineage: Eukaryota; Viridiplantae; Streptophyta; Magnoliopsida; Solanales; Convolvulaceae
Exons: 3
Coding region: 421-894 (157 amino acids)
Biological process (GO): mitochondrial respiratory chain complex III assembly
Source: RefSeq, a predicted model, not a curated record